Molecule: messenger RNA, 553 nt
Organism: Lolium rigidum
Lineage: Eukaryota; Viridiplantae; Streptophyta; Magnoliopsida; Poales; Poaceae
Product: LYR motif-containing protein 4-like
Exons: 1
Coding region: 12-293 (93 amino acids)
Biological process (GO): iron-sulfur cluster assembly
Source: RefSeq, a predicted model, not a curated record
GAAAGGCAACCAUGGCGGCGGCGGCGGCGGCUCCAUCGAAGGCGCAGGUGCUGUCCCUCUUCCGGGCCUUCCUCCGCACGGGCCGGAAGUUCUCCGACUACAACAUCCGCGAGUACACGGUCCGCCGCGCGGCGGACGCCUUCCGCGACAACCGCGCCCUCGCCGACGCGCCGGCCGCGGCGGCGGCCUUCGCGGACGGGAAGCAGCAGCUGGAGGUGGCGAAGCGGCAGGUGCUGGUCUACUCUCUCUACGCACCCAAGGCCAAGAGCGUCGUCGAGAUGAAGAUUCAGUGACCGACACGGGAGAGAGGUUUCACGCCAGCCAUCUCCUCCUUUUCCCCUUUCGGGUCUGUGCUCUGUUAUGUAGUAGGGCUAUGGUGAUUUGACGCUAUUAGAGGUCUGCUGAUUCAUGUUCGCCAUGGUAUUGUUUCUUUUGUUUAAUAAGUUUGCAGAUUGACGAUCAUGAUAUUGUAUGUUUCACAUACGAAUUGUUACAUGUAAAACUAUCUGGUUGCGGCUUACGAUUAUCUAAUGCCAUUGCCUUGGUACUAUUG